This is a messenger RNA of Trichomycterus rosablanca, 3263 nucleotides long. It is a transcript of the gene stat3, whose product is annotated as signal transducer and activator of transcription 3 (acute-phase response factor). Gene Ontology annotation, biological process: leptin-mediated signaling pathway; defense response; growth hormone receptor signaling pathway via JAK-STAT. Lineage: Eukaryota; Metazoa; Chordata; Actinopteri; Siluriformes; Trichomycteridae. Gene Ontology annotation, molecular function: DNA-binding transcription factor activity, RNA polymerase II-specific; RNA polymerase II cis-regulatory region sequence-specific DNA binding. The transcript has 24 exons. The record is from RefSeq and is a predicted model, not a curated record. Bases 179 to 2539 code for a protein of 786 amino acids.
GCCUACGCUUUUGCCGUUACAGUGAAGUUAGAGAAACUCUCUUCUGCUUUACUUCUUUAUUUUUAUUUAUACGCUUUUUACUAAGUUCUCGCGUCAACAGGGUGUUUUAAAGUACCGUCGGUGGAGUCGUGACACUUUAACCAGUUUUCUCCUCAAGCCACAUCCAUACGGGGUCAACAUGGCCCAGUGGAACCAGCUGCAGCAGUUGGAGACGCGCUACCUGGAGCAGCUGUACCAUUUGUACAGUGACAGCUUUCCUAUGGAGCUGCGCCAGUUUCUUGCCCCAUGGAUCGAGAGUCAAGACUGGGCGUACGCAGCCAAUAAAGAAUCUCAUGCCACACUGGUAUUCCAUAACCUGUUGGGAGAAAUUGACCAGCAGUACAGCCGCUUUCUGCAGGAGAACAACGUUCUAUACCAACACAACCUGCGGCGCAUCAAACAGCACCUGCAGAGCAAAUACCUAGAGAAGCCCAUGGAGAUCGCUCGCAUCGUAGCACGCUGUCUGUGGGAGGAGCAGAGACUGCUGCAGACAGCCACCACCGCUCAGCAAGAUGGCCAGGCUGCCCAACACAGUGGGACAGUGGUGACUGAGAAACAGCAGCUUCUGGAGCACAGCCUGCAGGACAUCAGGAAAAGAGUGCAGGAUAUGGAACAGAAGAUGAAGAUGCUGGAGAACUUACAGGAUGACUUCGACUUCAACUACAAGACUUUAAAAAGUGCCGGAGAGCUGUCCCAGGACCUGAAUGGAAACAGCCAGGCUGCAGCCACCAGACAGAAGAUGGCACAGCUGGAGCAGAUGCUGAGCGCUUUGGAUCAGCUUAGGAGGCAAAUUGUAACAGAGAUGGCCGGCCUUCUGCAGGCUAUGGACUUUGUGCAGAAGAAUCUGACUGAUGAGGAGCUGGCAGACUGGAAGAGGAGACAGCAGAUCGCCUGCAUUGGAGGACCCCCCAACAUUUGCCUAGACCGACUAGAGACAUGGAUCACUUCACUGGCCGAGUCUCAGCUGCAAAUCAGGCAGCAGAUAAAGAAGCUGGAGGAACUGCAACAGAAGGUUUCAUAUAAAGGAGACCCCAUAGUUCAGCACCGGCCCGCCCUGGAGGAAAAAAUUGUAGACCUCUUCCGCAAUCUCAUGAAAAGUGCGUUUGUAGUCGAGAGGCAGCCGUGCAUGCCAAUGCACCCAGACAGACCUUUGGUCAUCAAGACAGGAGUUCAGUUCACCAACAAAGUGCGGUUACUGGUAAAAUUUCCAGAAUUGAACUAUCAGCUAAAGAUUAAAGUGUGCAUCGACAAGGAAUCCGGAGAUGUGGCAGCCAUUCGAGGGUCCCGAAAGUUUAACAUCCUAGGCACGAACACCAAGGUGAUGAACAUGGAGGAGUCCAAUAAUGGCAGCCUGUCAGCUGAGUUCAAACAUCUGACUCUGCGAGAACAGAGAUGCGGCAACGGCGGCCGGACCAACAGUGACGCUUCCCUGAUAGUGACAGAGGAACUUCACCUCAUCACCUUUGAGACAGAGGUCUACCACCAGGGCCUGAAGAUUGACCUUGAGACACACUCUCUUCCUGUUGUGGUCAUUUCUAAUAUCUGUCAGAUGCCCAAUGCAUGGGCAUCUAUUUUGUGGUACAACAUGCUGACUAACCAUCCCAAGAAUGUAAAUUUCUUCACUAAGCCACCCGUGGGCACUUGGGAUCAGGUGGCUGAAGUUCUAAGCUGGCAGUUUUCCUCCACGACUAAAAGAGGCCUAACGAUUGAGCAACUGACCACACUCGCCGAGAAACUGCUCGGUCAGUGUGUGAACUACUCUGGUUGCCAGAUCACUUGGGCCAAGUUUUGCAAAGAGAACAUGGCAGGAAAAGGUUUCUCAUUCUGGGUAUGGUUGGAUAACAUCAUUGACCUGGUGAAGAAAUACAUUCUGGCUUUGUGGAAUGAAGGGUACAUCAUGGGCUUUAUCAGUAAGGAAAGAGAGAGGGCCAUCCUCAGCCCAAAACCUCCUGGCACCUUUCUGCUACGCUUCAGUGAGAGUAGUAAGGAGGGAGGCAUUACAUUCACCUGGGUGGAAAAGGACAUCAGUGGUAAGACACAGAUCCAGUCGGUGGAGCCCUACACUAAGCAGCAGCUGAACAGCAUGUCCUUUGCCGAGAUCAUUAUGGGCUACAAGAUCAUGGAUGCCACCAACAUCCUUGUGUCUCCACUUGUCUACCUUUUCCCUGACAUCCCUAAAGAGGAGGCUUUCGGCAAAUACUGCAGACCCGAAGCCCAGCCUGAUUCUGAAUUCCCAGAUCCCACAUGUGUCAUUCAGCCAUAUCUGAAGACCAAGUUCAUCUGCGUCACCCCGUGUCCUUCUGUCUUCAUGGACUUCCCGGAGAGUGAACUGCUGGCUAACGGCUUCCCUGGGACUAAUUCAGGCAACACGAGCGACCUGUUUCCAAUGUCUCCACGUACCCUCGACUCUCUGAUGCACAAUGAGGCUGAGGCCAGCCAAGGACCUCUCUGUGAUUCUCUCACUUUGGAUAUGGAAUCAGAUGCAGCUUCACCUAUGUGAGACCGGAUCACAUCUGCAGAAGCUGCCAUCUCCUCUCGAGCUUUUUCUUCUAAGUGUUCCUGGCUUUUGAAAAGAUCUUAUUCUCUCUGUACAUACAGCUCUUAGAUAAGUGCAAAUCUUAGCACUGUUUUAAGUAGCCAAUUAUCUAGUAUUCAUAUCUUCACUCGCAUUUCUCUGCAUAACUGUUUUAUUUGAAUGCAGUAGCAAUGAUUAUUUUGUGUAAGUAUUUUGUGAGAUUAUUAUGGAAUUAUUUUGGUUGGUCAUUUGCAGGAAAAAAAAAGAAAAGAAAUUUUUACUUUAAAUUAGUGUGUCGUUUUUAAAAAAACAAUAGUCAUCAUUCAUAAAUCUUCAUAAAUAGCUGGUUUAUAAAUAGCCAGUCAGCUAAACUGAAAGUUUUAAAUCAUAAUGAAAGUUUUUAUGUUUACUCAUCAGUGUCAUUUUCUGGGGCUGUUAAUUGAUCUAAAAUGUUUAUUUUUUAAAGAUGUUAUACAAUUUAAGUUCAUGCUGGCUAUCUUAAGCAUUUUGUUUUGCUCUGUAAGCUAGCACACUUUUCUCUCUGUUUGUGUGUGUGUGUGUAUGUGUGCACGUUUGUGUGUGUGUGUGUGUGUGUGUGUGUGUGUGUGUGUUGGAAAAUUGGAGCCACUCAAGCUAUUGUAUUAUAUACUGUACUAUUAUGUGUCAGCCUGCCUCUAAUUUGUCUUUUCUCAAUAUAUAUUGUAUUUCA